Molecule: messenger RNA, 1589 nt
Organism: Phragmites australis (common reed)
Lineage: Eukaryota; Viridiplantae; Streptophyta; Magnoliopsida; Poales; Poaceae
Product: cytochrome b561 and DOMON domain-containing protein At3g07570-like
Exons: 4
Coding region: 189-1313 (374 amino acids)
Source: RefSeq, a predicted model, not a curated record
UCUGCACCUCAUCAAAGGCUCCAUAUGAGCAUUCCGCAUUUUGGUCAGGAAACCGCAGCUCGUCUGCUCCAUCGACCUGCAGUUCUGCAGUCCACCCUGCAGCCCACAGUUAAUCUCACCAGCUAGCCAACCUGCAAGCGAACCAAGCAGCAAGACAUCACUCAGAGACGAUAGUGAUACGAAGAAACAUGAAGCCGAGAUCUUGUUCUUCCAGCAUGAGCAGAGCACUGCUCCUGCUGUUGCUGUUCUGCUUCUGCAGCUCUGUCGCGAGGUCUCAGGCGACCGACUCGUGCACCUCGACGACGAGCCUCGCCGCGGUGAGCCGCCUCAUCCCCUUCGCCACCUCCAACCUCACCUGCUUCGACGCUUGGACCUCCCAAGGCUUCAUCGUGCGCUACGGGAAGAGCGCGCAGGGCACGUGGAGCUUCGUGCUGUCGGCGCCGGACCAGGGCGCGUACGUGUCGGUGGGGUUCUCUGCGGAUGGGGCCAUGGUGGGGAGCAGCGCGGUGGCGGGAUGGACGACCGGCAGCGGCGUUGGGGUGGCGAAGCAGUACCGGCUUGGCGGCACGAGACCUGCGAGCUGCCCGCCGGACCAGGGCAGCCUGACGCUCGUGCCCGGCACCACGCUCCUGGUGGCGCAGUCGUCCCGCCUCUACCUCGCCUUCCAGUUCACCGCGCCGCAGCCGACGCCCUACCUCAUCUACGCCGUCGGCCCAUCCGGCGCCCAGCUCUCCGGCAACUACCUCGUCCGCCACCGCAGCUACGCCGCCGCCGCUGUCAACUACGCCACCGGCGUGGCGUCCAGCGCGGGAGGGGCGUCGUCGUUCGACAAGAAGAAGUGGCACGGCGCGACGGCCGGGCUCGGGUGGGGCGUCCUCAUGCCGAUCGGGAUCGCGCUGGCGCGCUAUUUCAAGCGGCACGACCCGUUCUGGUUCUACGCUCACAUCUCCGUGCAGGGGGUCGGGUUCGUGCUCGGCACGGCCGGGGUCGUCGCCGGGUUCAAGCUGGACGACGACGAGCCCGGCGCCGACAGCCACCAGGCCCUCGGCAUCACCAUCCUCGUCUGCGGCUGCCUCCAGGUGAUGGCGUUCUUGGCGCGGCCGGACAAGGGGUCGAAGGUGAGGAGGUACUGGAACUGGUACCACCACUACGUCGGCCGCGCCGCGGUGGCCUUCGCCGUCGCCAACGUCUUCCUCGGGCUGUCCAUCGCGCACGAGGCCGCGGCGCUCAGCGCGUUGUACGGCAUCUUCCUCGCGGUCUGGGUGGUCGCCUCGGUUGUUCUCGAGGUCAGGCUCUGGAGGUCCGCUCGAUGAUCCAUUCAUCGAUCGAUCGAUCGAUCGUUCGGCGCGUGCAGGAUAUAUACUGCAUCGUCUGGGUGUACGAGAGGCGCCGAUUUAUGUACAUCGCCACCCGCGUGUGGUGCACGUAUUCUGUUCUUGUUUAUAGUACCUUUUUUUAGGCUCUAUUACCUCUUAGUUGUUCGUACGAGCUUAGACGAUUUGUGUUCGUCGCGUUUUUUUUGUUGAUUCGAUGUACCAUUGACUUGUUAUACUCCAUUUAUUUGAUACUGUAGUUUUAUAUUGUGAGAA